GCCGCCGCCCGGGGCCGGAGCCGCCGCGCCCGCUCCAUGGAGGCCGCAGCCCCGGGGGGCCCCGCGGCCCCGGCGGGCCCCGCGCUCGGCUGCUUCUCCUACAACCAGGACUGCACCUCCCUGGCAAUCGGAACCACAACUGGGUACAGGCUUUUCUCCUUAAGUUCUGUGGAGCAACUGGACCAGGUCCAUGAAAGCAAUGAAAUCCCAGAUGUUUACAUCGUGGAGCGCCUGUUCUCCAGCAGCCUUGUGGUUGUGGUCAGUCAUGCCAAGCCACAGCAAAUGAAUGUCUACCACUUCAAGAAAGGGACAGAGAUCUGCAACUACAGCUAUUCCAGUAACAUUCUGUCCAUCCGGCUGAACCGUCAGAGGCUGGUUGUUUGCCUGGAGGAGUCAAUUUACAUCCACAACAUUAAGGACAUGAAGCUUUUGAAGACUAUUGUGGAUACGCCUCCAAAUGCAACAGGUCUGUGUGCUCUCUCCAUCAACCACGCCAACUCCUACUUGGCUUAUCCCGGCAGCGCGACCAGCGGAGAGAUCGCGCUUUACGACGGAAACACUUUGAAAACAGCCUGCACCAUCCUUGCCCACGACGGGCCUCUGGCUGCUCUCGCCUUCAACUCCACCGGCUCGAAGCUGGCAAGUGCUUCUGAAAAAGGCACAGUCAUUCGUGUAUUUUCCAUUCCUGGUGGGCAAAAGCUCUAUGAAUUCCGGCGAGGGAUGAAAAGGUAUGUGAACAUUGGCUCCCUGGUGUUCAGCAUGGACUCCCAGUUCCUCUGUGCUUCCAGCAACACGGAGACCGUGCACAUCUUUAAACUGGAGCAUCUCACUGACAGCCGGCCAGAGGAGCCUCCAACCUGGAGUGGUUACAUGGGAAAGAUGUUCCAGGCUGCUACCAACUACCUCCCUGCUCAGGUAUCGGGCAUGAUGAACCAGGAUCGAGCCUUCGCCACUGUCCGCCUCAACAUCUCUGGACAAAGGAACAUCUGCACCCUCUCCACGAUCCAGAAGCUGCCUCGCCUGUUGGUGACUACAUCAGAUGGACAUCUCUACAUCUAUAACUUGGACCCGCAAGAUGGAGGGGAGUGUGUCUUAAUCAAGAAACACAGUCUGCUUGGCUCAGGAAAGAUGGAGGAGAACAAAGAAAAUGACCUUCAGCCUCCGUUACCUCAAUCUUAUGCAGCAACUGUAGCCAGACAAAGCACAGUGCCUUCAACUUCCACCAUGCCAGGUUACUCAGAGGAUGGUGGUGCCCUGCGAGGAGAGGUUAUCCCAGAACAUGAGUUUGCAACUGGACCAGUGUGUCUUGAUGACGAGAAUGAGUUUCCUCCUAUAAUCUUGUGCCGUGGAGGUCAGCCGGGCAAAGCCAAGAGGUCAUGAUGAGAAGCGAACAUCUGCGCUUAGGACAGCUGCUGGGAAGUGCUUUGGAAAAGCCAGGAGUUCCGAAGAACACGUUUGUGAAUCCCCAUGACGAGGAAAAAUACUAAAUAAACCCAAGGUGGGCCACUGCUUCUUCCUACGGUAUGUUUUAAGUGAACACCUGGCCCUGUUAGCCCCUUGUUUUAAUUCGUGGCUGGGUGGGGUGUCCAUGUACUGUAUGCACAUCACUCUAUUUAACAAACUAUAUGUUAGAACCACAGUGUAAAUGCUAAUUUAAUCAGAUUUGUAUGUAACCAGAAUUUUCUAUACCCAUUUGUCCCUUUUCUAAUUUAUGCUGUUUUAUGUGUAUAAAUGUACUUAUAGGAAGAUAUAUUAAACUUAUGUCUUUGUACAGUAUAUACAUACUAUUUUACCCAGGCAAAGUAUUUUUGCAGUGAUAUUGGAGAAGAUGCCAUUUGCUAUGUUUAAAGACAGAAUAAAGUCACUGUCUGUCCCUGGCA
Messenger RNA from Apus apus (common swift), 1880 nucleotides. It is a transcript of the gene WIPI1, whose product is annotated as WD repeat domain, phosphoinositide interacting 1. Gene Ontology annotation, molecular function: protein binding; phosphatidylinositol-3,5-bisphosphate binding; phosphatidylinositol-3-phosphate binding. The transcript has 13 exons. Lineage: Eukaryota; Metazoa; Chordata; Aves; Apodiformes; Apodidae. Gene Ontology annotation, biological process: autophagy of mitochondrion; protein localization to phagophore assembly site; protein lipidation. The record is from RefSeq and is a predicted model, not a curated record. Gene Ontology annotation, cellular component: phagophore assembly site membrane; cytosol; extrinsic component of membrane. Bases 37 to 1380 code for a protein of 447 amino acids.